Molecule: messenger RNA, 744 nt
Organism: Candidula unifasciata
Lineage: Eukaryota; Metazoa; Mollusca; Gastropoda; Stylommatophora; Geomitridae
Source: the annotation of a GenBank genome assembly
AUGGGUAUACUAAUGGGAAUAACAUACACAAUGCCAGCAAGAAUGACACGUCAGCUGACAAGAAAACUUCCAAACAGAAGGAAGUUGAGCUCAGCCUGGAAAGAAGAUAAAGAUCCGUGGAAAGUCACCAGUGUGAACGUGAGCUACACCCCCUGGGAUGAACUGACUAAGAAGCAAAAAAUACUGCGCACAAUCAGCUACACUGUCAAGAUUAUAUUAGUUUUCGGCUGCCUGUACAUGUUCAUAUGUUCCCUGGACUUCCUGAGUUCUGCCUUCAGACUUCUCGGUGGCGAGGCAGCAGGGAAAGUCUUCCAACAGAGUGAUAUCCUGACCAACCCAGUCGCUGGUUUGAUGAUAGGAGUUCUGGUGACUGUGCUUGUCCAGAGUUCCUCCACGUCUACCAGUAUUGUUGUCAGCAUGGUCGGAGCUGGCAUUCUUGACAUCAAAUCAGCCAUACCCAUUUUAAUGGGUGCCAACAUCGGGACGUCUGUUACCAACACUAUUGUGGCACUAGGUCAGAUGAGCGACAAGGGAGAGUUCAGGCGAGCAUUUGCUGGGGCAACAGUACAUGAUAUGUUCAACUGGUUAACUGUGAUAGUCUUGCUGCCUCUUGAAGUGAUCACCGGUUACCUAUUUCACUUGACAGAAGCUAUUGUCAAUUCUUUGCCCCUGAAACAAGACAAAGGAGCUAAUAAAGAAAUGCUGAAAGUUAUAACGACACCAUUUACUGAUAAGAUUAUACGG